CCUUACUUGGUUAAGGCAUUAAUUGAUACAUCAUCAGAUGAAAACAUUAUUAGAAAAAGCUUAGUUGAUAAACUUGGAAUAAAAUAUAGUGACUCACCAAAAUAUUUUAAAAAAAAAAUGAAGGAUGCCUUAGGAAUUGUGGAAAGCCUUGAAUUAUCUUUUCGAUUUAAGAGUAAGAAUAAAUUAGUAUCUGGUAGUGAUAAAGUUUUAAAUGAUUUUGUAGUCUGCAAAGAAUCUAAAGCUGAUCUUGUAUUAGGAAUGCCAUGGCU
Molecule: messenger RNA, 269 nt
Organism: Racocetra persica
Lineage: Eukaryota; Fungi; Glomeromycota; Glomeromycetes; Diversisporales; Gigasporaceae
Source: the annotation of a GenBank genome assembly